Molecule: messenger RNA, 927 nt
Organism: Lutra lutra (Eurasian river otter)
Lineage: Eukaryota; Metazoa; Chordata; Mammalia; Carnivora; Mustelidae
Gene: FCER1G
Product: Fc epsilon receptor Ig
Exons: 5
Coding region: 395-655 (86 amino acids)
Biological process (GO): T cell differentiation involved in immune response; regulation of platelet activation; immunoglobulin mediated immune response
Cellular component (GO): membrane; external side of plasma membrane; Fc-epsilon receptor I complex
Molecular function (GO): IgE receptor activity; IgG binding
Source: RefSeq, a predicted model, not a curated record
ACGGGGGCAAAGUUCCACGCGGCAGGGAAAAGGCUCCGGUGGGGUCUCAGGGACAUUGAAGGGACAGUUUCUUCCAGGUGUGUCCGGACGUUGAGUGACGGCCGGUUUAGAUGGCCUUUCUCAGGCAGGGGCGCCCCCCGCCCCCCAGCAACCCAUUCCCUGGUGCCUGGGACUUGGUCACCGAGGAACUGAGGCAGGAGAGCCCAGAUAUAACUCCCUAAGUUGGCCCUUCCGGGAGCCGCCCGGACUCUGGUGCAGGAAGGGGAAGGGGCCAAAGCUGGGGGAGGGCGGGGCAGGAAGGGGGGGAACUCUGUGGUCAGGGAGCCGCUGAGCACAGCUGCGCAGUGCCAGAGCGUCCGAUCGCCGGCUCGUGGCCCUUCAGCUCCCGCCCAAGAUGGUCCCCGCGGUGGUCUUGCUCCUGCUCCUCCAGGUUGAACAAGCAGCCGCCCUGGGAGAGCCUCAGCUCUGCUAUAUCCUGGAUGCCAUUCUGUUUUUGUACGGUAUUGUCCUCACACUUCUCUACUGCCGACUUAAGAUCCAAGUGCGGAAGGCAGCCACAGCCAGUUACGAGAAAUCAGACGGCAUUUACACGGGCCUGAGCACCCGGAACCAGGAGACGUACGAGACCCUGAAGCAUGAGAAACCGUCCCAGUAACUUUAGAACAGAUGUCCCUGGCCACGUCCUUCCCCUCCUCGUUCUCUUCCUAACCCCAGUGAGUGCCAGCCGGCCUUACCUCUGAAAUGAUGCUACGUCCCCCAUUAUUGGACACUGGUGGGUCUUCCUCCCCACCAGACUUCUGCUCAGAUGCUAAUCAUUAACGUGUAUAUUCUGAUCUCACUGCCGUUCCCCACCCCUCUCUUUCCUGUCUCCCACUCCCACUCAACAAUGGAAAUAGAGUAUCACCAAUAAAGCCGUCAGAGCCUGGA